AUGCCAACGGAAGAUCUCAAUCACCAAAUUUCGCAAGUGAUAGAAGAAUAUAAAGAUCUUUACGCCGAGCAUUACGUGUCUGUUGCAGCAUCUGUCAUCCUCAUCCUCGACCAUUUCCUCACAUUCGGCCGAGAGGUCAAUCUCUUCUGGAACCGGCGCGUGUCCGGCCCGACAGUACUCUUCAUCUUGAAUCGCUACCUUGCCCUUAUUUUCCGAAUUGGGUCGCUCCUUGUAUUUCACCCAUUUACCGACCAGUUCGUGCACAACAGUUGCACCACACUGAACAACACCACAACGGUUUUGCACUACAUACAACCACUUCCUCCUGCAGUAUUCUCCGCAAUGCGCGCAUUAGCGCUGAGUCGAAGUCGCCCACUUGCAAUGCUGGUGCUGGUAUUUUCCCUCGUGAAUGUGGGCUUCAACUUUGCCAAUCCUGUAUCUGUUUUUCUCGUCUUCAACACUCUCCGCAUGGUGACCAGUUUCAAAGGGGUGGGCAAUAUCAUCAUAUCCCCCGAUCAAACCUCCUUGAUUAGCCAAUUCAGCGAUCCUCUUACUACAAUCCUCGUCUCGCGAUUUCUGCUUGACCUGCAGGAGGCUCAUCAGCGGACAGUCAAGCUCGCCUCAGAAGACCCACUCCACUCGUCUGCCUCUGACUUCCAGGUCGGAAUCGGAUCUCUGCGACUCGCGGCGGACGCUAUGGGAUCCAUCGGAGCUGAUCUCCGGAUUUUGAACGAAUCCCAUGGCUCAGAGGGAGAAGACGACGCCGAACCUAAGAGAGUACUACCGGAGGGCCUUUCACGGGCGACAGAGGACGCAGACAGCGCAGAGUAG
Epithele typhae is the source of this 831-nucleotide messenger RNA. RefSeq lists its product as uncharacterized. NCBI's taxonomy places the organism in Eukaryota, Fungi, Basidiomycota, Agaricomycetes, Polyporales, Epitheliaceae. The coding region runs from base 1 to 831 and encodes 276 amino acids. The record is from RefSeq and is a predicted model, not a curated record. The transcript is spliced from 9 exons.